Messenger RNA from Ostrinia furnacalis (Asian corn borer), 585 nucleotides. RefSeq lists its product as uncharacterized. The record is from RefSeq and is a predicted model, not a curated record. Bases 37 to 585 code for a protein of 182 amino acids. Lineage: Eukaryota; Metazoa; Arthropoda; Insecta; Lepidoptera; Crambidae. The transcript is spliced from 5 exons.
CUGACAGUUUUUCUAUCGCAAGUGAAAUCUUUCGUCAUGGCACUGAAGUUUGUGCCGAUUGCGUUAGGUGUGCUGCAAAUUGUUGCAGCAUUACCGGCGAUAACAUUGCAGGAUUUGGAACUGGCUGAUGAUACGAUGUCAGUCGGUUCGUACAUUCGGGAAGUGAGAGCUGCUGCGCCACAAGACUACCACAAAUCUUACGAGCGCGAUGGCGAUGGUGAAAUCGGCUACUCCAGAAAGAAGUCGGGCGGUGGUAAGAAGGGAUACCAGCACUUCGAUUCAUACCACAAGAAGGCCGGCGACAACUACGAGUUUGAGAAGCAGGACUCUUUCGGCCACGACGACGAGGGCCAAGACGGGGCCUAUAGCCACCAUCACGAGCAAAAAGCUAAGUUGAAGAAACGUCCCAAGGAUGUUGAGGAACUGGAGUACGUCAGCGAAGGUCAACCAGAAAAAGAGCACGAAGACCUUACGGAAAACGCUCCAGACGGUAACGGUGGAACCGAGGCACAAGGACAUGACCCCAAAGACUACGUCUUGCCUGAGAAAUACACUUACGGCGAAGGGGACGAAUACAACUUCUAA